CCCGGCGGCGGCACGACAAGCGGCCGCCCGUCGAGCGCGCCGCCCCGCUCGGCCCUCCGGUCCCGCUCCGCCGCCGUCUCUUUCCGCACCAGCACCGCAGCCGCCCGCACGUCCUCCCGCACCAUGUCGGUAGCCGGGCUCAAGAAGCAAUUCCACAAAGCCACUCAGAAAGUGAGUGAGAAGGUUGGAGGAGCUGAAGGAACCAAGCUGGACGAUGACUUCAAAGAGAUGGAGCGGAAAGUGGAUGUCACCAGCAGGGCUGUGAUGGAAAUAAUGACUAAAACAAUUGAAUACCUUCAACCCAAUCCAGCUUCCAGAGCUAAACUUAGCAUGAUCAACACCAUGUCAAAAAUCCGUGGCCAGGAGAAAGGGCCAGGCUAUCCCCAGGCAGAAGCACUGCUGGCAGAGGCCAUGCUCAAGUUUGGAAGAGAGCUUGGAGAUGAUUGCAACUUUGGCCCAGCCCUUGGUGAAGUGGGGGAGGCCAUGCGGGAGCUCUCGGAGGUGAAAGACUCAUUGGACAUGGAAGUGAAGCAAAACUUCAUUGACCCCCUUCAGAACCUUCAUGACAAAGAUCUGAGAGAAAUUCAGCAUCAUCUAAAGAAGUUGGAAGGUCGACGCCUGGACUUUGAUUAUAAGAAAAAACGACAAGGCAAGAUUCCAGAUGAAGAGCUCCGUCAGGCUCUGGAGAAAUUUGAUGAAUCUAAAGAAAUUGCUGAGUCAAGCAUGUUUAAUCUCUUAGAGAUGGAUAUCGAACAGGUGAGCCAGCUGUCUGCACUCGUCCAAGCCCAGCUGGAAUACCACAAGCAGGCGGUCCAGAUCCUGCAGCAAGUCACUGUCAGACUGGAAGAAAGAAUAAGGCAAGCUUCAUCUCAGCCUAGAAGGGAAUAUCAGCCUAAACCACGAAUGAGCCUGGAGUUUCCGACUGGAGACAGUACUCAGCCCAACGGGGGCCUCUCGCACACCAGUACACCCAAACCUGCAGGUGCCCCAAUGGAUCAGCCCUGCUGCCGAGCUCUGUACGACUUUGAACCUGAAAAUGAAGGGGAGUUGGGUUUUAAAGAGGGUGAUAUCAUCACACUCACUAACCAAAUUGAUGAGAACUGGUAUGAGGGGAUGCUUCAUGGCCAGUCAGGCUUCUUCCCCAUCAACUAUGUGGAGAUUCUGGUUGCCCUGCCUCAUUAGGAUGUUAGGCUGGCAGGCUUACCUCCUCUUGACCCAGAUAGUUAAGUUUAACCACUGCUUUGGUAAUGCUGCUUACAACACAUCCCAAGUGCAGGCCGCAGUGGUCCAGGUCAUCAAGCCCCACCGAGUAUCUUUGGUUGACUUGUGUGAUCCCACAAGAGUCAUGGUGAUGGGUGGUAUCUUCUUAGGCUGGUGGGCAUGGCAUGUGCUUUUUAAACACCAUCUGAGACCAGCCAGUAGUCAUGGAACUGCUGUUUACACAGUUCUCAGGAGGUUGUGGCUUCUUAGAAUAUGACCAUGAGCCACAUCACAGAAAAAACAUCCUACUGAAGAUACUGUCUAUCACCCAGGGGCCAUCUCAAGGUCUCAGGUUCUCCGUUUCAAUAGGAGAAAGUUCUUGCUUUCACAUUGCCCCUCCCAAAUAUGUGAGUCACAGAAUUGUGGAAGAAAGCCUCCCUCACCAGCAACUUGUCUUCUGGUCUGAAUGAAUUAGUCCCUUGAUGCUAUAGGUAGCAAAGUGUUGAGUGCGAGUUAAAAACCUUUUCUUAAAACUGUCACCUUUGUUCCUCUCACAUAUGCGUGUUUCUGAGGGACAGCAAGUUUUCUUCUCACCCUGCUAAUAAAGCCAGAGGGGGACUCCCGCUGUUAUUUCUAAGUACUACGGUGACAGUUGGCAAUCAGCAUAUUGUGAGAGGGGCUGAAGAGAAGAGAUUCUCCAUUAUGAGGAAUUGGGAAGACAUCUGGUUUCCAAGCUUAAAUUUCUUGCUGCAGAGAAACGAUGUAUAUAUUUAGGCCAUUUCUGAAGGUACAGGGAAGAGGGAUCAAAAAUCACUUCACUUCAGUUUUAUUUAUGAAUUACAUGUUUCAUGAGUCCGUUUGGCACAGAGACACAAGAGAAAAACACAAGAAACCAUUUUUCAACUAGUCCCUAGACCAAGAAACAGCAAUUGUCUUUCCUUUCCACUUCCACCUUGUGUUCUUUGAACAUCAUUUGUGCAUAUUCUGCCCUCAGUGAGGACCAAAUAAAGAUGAUUUUUGUGCUUAGCAGUUUAAGUAAGAUGUGUGGCUGCAGAUGCAAAAGUUUUUCCCAACUCAGUCAUUACUUUUCUUUCUGUCCCUUCUGUUCCAUCUUCGUGUUGUGUGUACAGUGCCGUGUGUAAGCUUAUGAGUGGUUUUUUGUUCUUCUGGGGUUUUUUUUUUUUUUUUUUUGGUAUCAGUCAUUAAGUCCUGUUAGGUAUCCAGAGUUCUAUUUAUCUAGCUGUACAGAUUCUUUCAGAGGUUUAAUGUGCUGCUUCGGAUGUGCCGCCUGCGGUAGUGGGUCAUGUGGAGUGAAAGGCAAAUCUUACUGCUUAAUGUAUAAACCUCUUACCACAGGAAGCAUUGCCGUUUCCAAUAAAUAUUGCUGAAGACAGAA
Messenger RNA from Herpailurus yagouaroundi (jaguarundi), 2596 nucleotides. It is a transcript of the gene SH3GL2, whose product is annotated as SH3 domain containing GRB2 like 2, endophilin A1. NCBI's taxonomy places the organism in Eukaryota, Metazoa, Chordata, Mammalia, Carnivora, Felidae. Gene Ontology annotation, cellular component: cytoplasm; glutamatergic synapse; presynapse. Gene Ontology annotation, molecular function: protein binding. Bases 124 to 1182 code for a protein of 352 amino acids. The transcript has 9 exons. The record is from RefSeq and is a predicted model, not a curated record. Gene Ontology annotation, biological process: synaptic vesicle uncoating.